GUUCGAUGAUUACAAUAAACUAGACCCGUAUCCAUUCGCCCCUCUUUUCAUCGUACUCUUCGAAUUCUAUAUGAUCGACCUUCGAUUUCUCUUUAUUUCUCAAAUCAACAAUCAAAUCGAGUUUCUUAUCCGUUAUCCUCUCAUCUUCCUCUAUCUAUCGAUUUAAAUUAUGUCUAAUUUAUUUUCUCCUAACUAAUUUUAGGGUUAGGGUUUCGUCGUUUGAAUCUUCGGAUUUACGCCCUUUUUUCUUCGAUCCGUUGUAUAAUCGUCGUUGAUUUAUGAUCCUUUUUGAUAACCCUAUGUUUAUUCAUUGAAAAAUUAUACAUUUUUUUGGCGUAAUUUGUUUCUAGGGUUUUGAAGAGCGCGUGUUUGUGAAAAUUCGUGUCAUUUGUAUAUUGGUUGAGGGAUUUGAUAUCGUUGCAGGUCGUGAUGGGAACCAAACGGGCCUUUGAAGAAGAUCUACAGGAGUUUAUUAAGCACCCAAAACAUUUUGAUUUUGGCAAUAAACCGGCCUCGUUUACUGAAACUAAACUUCCUAUUGAGACCGUUCAAGUUGUUGGUAUUCCAGGUGAAAACGGCGUACACGUCCCUGAUAUGGUUGUCAAGGGGUUUGAAUUUAACGAACCAUUACCGCUGGUGACCGGAAUUGAAACCAGUGAAGAUGAUUCCGGAUCUGGGCCGAUGUUUCCCCCUAAUCUUUUCUCCGAACUUUUCGAAUAUAAUCUCCCACGGAGACCGCUGUUUCAUUAUGAAGAUAUAUACACAUCACUACUGAACAGAUCUCCCAGAAAAGAGAUUCCCAUCGGACCAAAUCAUCAAGCCGAUGUUCCCAAAUUCGACCCAGAGAUGGCUAAAAAAUAUCGCGAGGAUGGUGAAAUGGAGCGUUUCUUAGGAGUUUGUGUCAUUCCAUUUCAUCAUUCCUUUGUUUCUUCAAGUGGUAUCCAAAUAGAUUGCAAGUGUUUUGACCGUGGUUCAAUAAGAUGCGUGCAGCAACACGUGAAAGAAGCGCGUUUGAAUUUAAAAGAACGCUAUGGGGAUGAAAAGUUCGUUGAGUUGGGAAUGCUCGAUAUGGGAGAAGACGUUGCAAGUAGGUGGAGUGAAGAAGAAGAAAGACUUUUUCACGCAGUUGUUUACUCGAACCCUGUAUCUGUCGGCAGAAUGUUCUGGGAACAACUAGCUAUAGCAUUUCCUUCUAGAACAAAGAAGGAACUCGUGAGCUAUUACUUUAACGUGUUCAUUCUUCGUAGACGGGCUAUUCAAAACCGCGCACACUAUUUGGAUAUCGACAGUGAUGACGAUGAGUGGCGUGGAACCUAUGGAGCGAGUUUCGGAUAUGAAGUAGAAGAUAACGACUUUGUUGUUGGUGAUCAUGACUCCUUUUUUGAAGAUGGCGGCGUUGAUGGCAAGUAUGACGGUGAUGGUGAUGAUAUUGGUAUGGAUGAUCGGAAAGUUGAUGUGGAAUCAUGUGUAAAUAAGAAUGAAAACACAACUACGAUCGAAGGUGAGCAAGAUGGCAUCGUUGAAGAAAUCUCGGGGUGUUCUAAAAAUGACGAGAACGUUAUCUAGUCAAUGAAAAAUCUUCUUGGCGAUAUGUGUUUUUUCGUUUAUGUUAGGUCUUGUUUGGUUUUGGUUUUGGACAUCAUUGAUGAGUUGCACAUACGAAAUGGAAUUUGAGGUUUCUUUUGCU
Molecule: messenger RNA, 1687 nt
Organism: Helianthus annuus (common sunflower)
Lineage: Eukaryota; Viridiplantae; Streptophyta; Magnoliopsida; Asterales; Asteraceae
Exons: 3
Coding region: 430-1566 (378 amino acids)
Source: RefSeq, a predicted model, not a curated record